UUUUAAAGCAUGGCGAGGAAAUCAAAACAAGUUCAUCAUCUGUUCAUCUGUCUUCGUAAAAUUCAAACAAUUCAACCUGACUGAAUAAGUAAAUACUUGGGAUACAUAUAACAAAGUAUAAGAGUAAGGUGCAAGGCAAAGCUGAAAAAUGGAUCUAGUGGAUGACUUUUUUGACUCGAUUCCUUGGGACAAGCUGAAGAAUCAAUCGACAAAGGUUCCAAUAUCGGAGGAGUGCAGAAAGUUUCUUGAUUCUUUCAUAAAGAAGAAAGAACCAAAUCCAAACACUGAAGCAAAAGAAACAACAACUAUUACUAAUUGUAAGACACAGGCACAUCCUCCUGCAAGUAAUAGUGUUGAUGCUGGACCCACCAAACCGUACUUUAGGAAGUUGCAAUUCCCUCGACACAGCUCACUGACAAACGUUGACCAUGCCUCAUAUCUUUCUGCGAGGUAUAGCGGUCAGGUGACCAGCCAAAGCUUGCAAAUUUUCCAACAAUUGCACCUGCUGGUCGUUGCUGAGCAAAAGGAGUUCAACGAAUGGCUAGCCAAAGAAAUGGCUGGCCAGCGUCCACUGGUGAACAAAGCCUUACUUCAGAUUGGCACAUCUCUGCUGGCUUCUAAACAAGAUGAAGCUAAUCUUCAAUCUUCAAAUGACACUUUUAGUCUACACAAGGAGCUGCCCAUGAAAAAGCCAGCGACUAGUGAAGUUCACUUGAAGCCUAUACAGCAUCUGUGUUCUUCAGGUCGAGUUGCUUCUUGCCAAAAAAUCAAUGAGGGAGCGAAUUUGAUACUUCAGCCAGAGUUAAAUUGUGUCAAAGUCAGCAGCAAGCUGAGAGACGACAAGGUGGCAGAAGGAUUGGCUUGCAAGCACUUUGCUGAUGUGAUCCUCAGCCCUGGUGUGGUUUUUGCGCUCAUCAAUGCUUCGGGGAAAGAAACAGAUGUACCGCUGACUGUUCGAAUUAUUAAAGAUGCUGAUGGAAGGGAGCGAAAACUUAUUGUGAUGGAUAAGCCCUUGCCCGCAAAGAGUCUUGGAGUCUAUAAGAAAAUGACCUGGGCUGCCAAAAAAGCUGCCAAGAGAGAAUUCUUAAGUUACAGAGAAAAAUACUUUGAUUUUACUAAAAUGAGUGUGGAGCAAUGCAAAUCAGAUUUCGCACAGGAUUUGGUCGACUACUCUGCUGCCAAGAGCGGCCAUGCAAACAGGAAUCAUGUCUACUCUCUGUGGUGCCUUGAGCAUAAAGUCGCCUCAAAAACAGCUGACUCAGCUUGGGGCCGACAAGGGUGCCCCAUUAAUCUUCUCGUUAGGUCCCAGUGUCACGGGUUUAUUGAAGGUGGGCCCGCAGAACCACCAAGGUUUGUACAAAUGGGAGUGAAGCUGGAGCGCAAACCUGAUUUGGGAGCUGAAGCCCUGGAUCUUGCUGAAUUCACUCAAGAUUGGGUGUCUAUGAUCUUGCGGCCCGAGGCAUUACUUCUCAGAACAAGAGUGGACGCCAAAACACUAAAGGUAGUCCAAGUUGAACACAAGGACCUCAAAGUGAUUACCAAAGAGGCUAGAGCAAAGGAAUUUGAUAGCGUUGCAACCUUAGGCGCCCUACAUUCGUUGCUGUCUGAGGUUAUGCAUCUGCAAGAGGGCAGAUUCCUGUUGAGAGUUAAUCCAAAGGGUGCUGUCGUCCAUGUUUACGGGCCUCCUUUGCCCAACCACACCUCUAUCAACCUGAGUCUUGAUUACAAAAGUCAAGAUGACAAGCUGGUAGUUGAGAAGGAACACAGCAUUCAAAUUGAUCCAGAGGUUGUCACUCCACUCUGCUUGAAACACCAAAGGAUCCCUGCUACGUUUCUUCCCAGAAAAGAGCCUAAGAGGUAUCGUAAGUCCAAAACCCGAUAUAAGAAGGGCAAGAAAGCUAAGUUGCAAGAUUAGCAGCCUGUUGCGACUGCAAGAAAUCUUUUGAAUGUGCUGAAGUCAUUCAUUUUGAUGAAUAAAAACACAAGGAAUUACAA
Molecule: messenger RNA, 1995 nt
Organism: Cloeon dipterum
Lineage: Eukaryota; Metazoa; Arthropoda; Insecta; Ephemeroptera; Baetidae
Exons: 8
Coding region: 149-1915 (588 amino acids)
Biological process (GO): snRNA transcription by RNA polymerase II; snRNA transcription by RNA polymerase III; positive regulation of transcription by RNA polymerase III
Cellular component (GO): transcription elongation factor complex
Source: RefSeq, a predicted model, not a curated record